AUGUUCGGGUUCGCGGCAAUCCCGGCCGGUAUCCAAUUUGUCGUCUUCUUUUGCAUGCCAGAAAGUCCUCGGUGGUUGUAUGAACAUGGCCGGAUUGAAGAUGCCAAAAGUGUGCUAGACAAAAUUUACAACGGCGACAAAGCUUGGAUUGAAUACGAAGUGGCCGAACUGACAUUAGCCGCUGAAAGGGGACGCACUGUCCCUCAAGAAACUGGUAUGGCCCUGCUAUGGCGGAUCUUCACGACAGCCCACGUGCGAAAGGCGCUACUUGUCGGCUGUGUAUUACAGGGCUUCCAACAAUUAUCCGGAAUCAACACCAUCAUGUAUUACACGGGAAAGAUUAUCCAAUCAGCCGGCGUCAGCAGCAAGCACGCGACAAUAUGGAUUUCAGCUGCGAUCUCUGCCGUCAACUUUUUGUGCACAUUUUUGCCACUGUAUAUGGUGGAUCGAUGUGGUCGACGGGUGCUGCUGAUCGCCUCGGUGCUUGGCGUGGGAGCCACGUUGCUGGCGAUGGGUGGCGCCUUUCUGGCGAUAAAUCGAGAAUCCGAUCUGGUGAUCAACAACUAUACAGCGUCCCCUGUCAAUCAUAUUGCCCAUUGCAAAGCGUAUAGUAACUGUGACUACUGCGUGACGGAUGAGCGAUGUGGCUUUUGCAAGGCGAAGGCAGCUGAUGCCGGCUAUUGCGUGCCAUUUUCAAUGGAUACUGACGAUCGUUCAUUGACGGGUCCAUGCAUUAAUGGGACAGAGCAUGGCCGAGGACAAGCAUAUCAAUGGAGUCCGUCUUUCUGCCGUUCCGGUCUGACAAUGCUGCCAAUCGGCCUGAUGAUCCUGUAUUUAGGGUUCUUCUCUAUUGGUUUUGCCCCAUUACCGUGGGUACUGAACGCAGAAUUCUACCCGCUAUGGGCCAGGUCGACUUGUGUGGCAAUGGCCACAGCUGCGAAUUGGGCCUUCAAUCUGUUGAUCUCUCUCACAUUCCUCUCACUUUCACAGGCACUCACCAAAUAUGGUACAUUCUGGCUGUACGGGGGUGUGACAGCAAUUGCCCUUAUUUUUGUGGUGAUAGCAGUGCCGGAGACAAAGAAUUGCUCGAUUGAAGAAGUGGAGCGUUUAUUCAUGUCAGAAGAGGAACGGUUGAAGCAGAAUCGUUCCAUUGGCUAUCAAAAAAGAUCGCAGUCCGUCGACGUCGUCUUC
Messenger RNA from Mesorhabditis spiculigera, 1191 nucleotides. NCBI's taxonomy places the organism in Eukaryota, Metazoa, Nematoda, Chromadorea, Rhabditida, Rhabditidae. The record is from the annotation of a GenBank genome assembly.